CGAGAUCUUUGUUGGAUUCGAGUAACGCCUUGUAGAAAAGUUUGUUGUUUGGUUAGAUUUGAAAGAGAUGCGUCGAAAAUUCAAAGCAUCCGAAAUCAACGCAGAAAUAAGCCCUUAUUUUGAUCGUCCAGGGACCUCUGAUGACUCCAGUAAUAACGGCAGUCCGGCGAAAAAGCGUGCCCGGCCAAAUAAAUAUGGGGGUAUGAGCGAGGAAGAUGUGAUGAAACUACUGCUACCAGACCGAGUCGCUGAAAACCUCGAUAUUCUUUUCAUAGGGAUAAACCCAGGGCUAACCUCAGCUUACAAAGGCCAUCAUUAUGCUGGACCAAAUAACCAUUUCUGGCCAUGUCUUUAUGACUCUGGGCUUGUUCCUGAGAAGCUAACCUUUAGAGAUGAUGAAAAGUGUCCAGCAUAUGGUAUUGGACUUACAAAUAUUGUAGAGAGGACGACUAGGGGAUCCUCAGAUUUAUCAAGAAAAGAAAUUAAAGAUGGUGUAGAUGCACUGAUUGUGAAAGUCAAAAGGCUGAAACCCUUGGUUGCUUGUUUCAAUGGAAAAGGUAUUUAUGAAAUAUUUUCCAAAUCUAAGUGUGAGAUUGGUCGCCAAACUAAAUGUAUUCCAGGAACAAAUGUGGUUGUCUACGUCAUGCCGUCUAGUUCAGGCAGAACAAUGACCUAUCCCAGAGCAAGUGACAAGUUAAAAUUCUUCACUGAGUUAAAAUCGCUACGAGAUGAAGCCAAGCUAAAAACACUUUCUGCUGAUGCAGAUAAACCGAAAACAGACAAUACGGAUACAAGAGAGAAAAAAACUUUAGAGACAUGAGAGGGUUCUGGUUCGACCUUUUCGAUACGUUGACCAAGAAGAUCAAUUACAUUUUCGCGUCACUUUAAUCUUCAAAAAAUCGUGAAACUAUAAUGACGCGAAAACUGUGUCUCAAAACAUGCGCCAUUUGCGAAAUUUCAUGUACUCAGGAAGUUUGUGAUCAUCUUUUUGUUCACCGUUGGAUCCACUCAACUACUCCAAGAUUUCCAAAAAGGAGGGGGCGAGUUUCAAGAAAUGGUGGGCCGGAUUCAUUGUACUUCCGUGGAUUCCCUUAUAUUUCUUGUGAUUGUAAAGCAGCCAAAUAUCAGAAAAUGGGGGGGGGGGGGGGGGGGGGCGCUCGGUCCACACUUAUAUCCACCCCUGUUCAUCAAGUGACUCCUAAGUCAAAAUAAAUUGAAAACAGUGCCUUCGCUGCAGUAAGUUGCUUGGCGUAUGAAAACAAAUAAAUAUAUUUAAAAUUA
Nematostella vectensis (starlet sea anemone) is the source of this 1281-nucleotide messenger RNA. Its product is annotated as G/T mismatch-specific thymine DNA glycosylase. The transcript is spliced from 7 exons. The coding region runs from base 68 to 820 and encodes 250 amino acids. Lineage: Eukaryota; Metazoa; Cnidaria; Anthozoa; Actiniaria; Edwardsiidae. The record is from RefSeq and is a predicted model, not a curated record. Gene Ontology annotation, cellular component: nucleus. Gene Ontology annotation, biological process: base-excision repair, AP site formation. Gene Ontology annotation, molecular function: mismatch base pair DNA N-glycosylase activity.